UCCCCUGUCUGUCUGCUUGUCUGUCUGUUCCUAUGUCAGUCUGAGUGAGCAUCUAGUUUGCAGAGAGAUAAACCCCUGAUCCUCUUACCACACACACACACACACACUAAGACUUCUGCAGGACGUGGUGUUGGAGCAGCGCAGUGUUCAGAAGUAAACCUGGAGCACUCGGUGUCAUGGCUGUAGAAAUGAGGAGUGUGUGUCAGAUACGUGUGCUGCUGAUGAGUGUGUUGGUGUGUGUCCUGGUGAGUGUGUUUGAUCAGACCCUAUGUAAAAGACACACCAUCAACAGGAGGACAGAUGUUUGUAUGCCCCCCUCCCCUCCCACUCAGCCUGUAGUGGUUGCUUUGUCGGACACGGAACUGGCGUUGUCAUGGCAACAGGGUGAAAGUCAGGGUAGCUCAACUGUGCUCCACUUCCUGGUUGCGUACAUCAGGCCAGAGAUGGACUCUGAGUGGACGAUCAUCCAUGAGCCAGUGGAGUCGAACUCUAUGGUUUUGAAGGGUCUGCUUCCUCACACUGAAUAUCAGUUCAUCAUCAGAUCUGUAAACCAGCAUGGGGUCAGUUACCCAAGUCCAGUCAACCCCCCCAUCCGCACGCUUGCAGGUCCAGGUGAAUUAAGCAGUGGUGAUCAGGAUCUCUACACUGAUGAUGUUGGGUUUGGUGUUGACUCGGAUGAUGAUGUGUUUAUAGAUGAGCUCAGGUUAUUUCCCACCAUGAAGAACCCACGCUCUCAGCUACCAUCACCAAGUGCUGCUCACGGAGAGGUCAUUUACACAGAGAUGCUUCACAACACACCUGUCUUCAAAAACACACCUGUCUUCAAGAACACACCUGAAUACACACCAGUCUUCAAGAACACACCUGUGUGUAAGAACACACCUAAAAACACACCUGAAAACACACCUGAAAACACUCCAGUCUUCAAGAACACACCUGAAAACACACCUGAAAACACUCCAGUCUUCAAGAACACACCUGAAAACACACCUGAAAACACACCUGAAAACACACCAGUCUUCAAGAACACACCUGAAAACACACCUGAAAACACUCCAGUCUUCAAGAACACACCUGAAAACACACCUGAAAACACUCCAGUCUUCAAGAACACACCUGAAAACACACCUGAAAACACACCUGAAAACACUCCAGUCUUCAAGAACACACCUGAAAACACAGCUGAAAAUACACAUAUUUUCAAAAACACACCUGAACUCCAGAACAAUGAUAUGUCAGUCAAUAGAGUCUGGACAUUAAACACCACCACUGCUGGACCUAGCACAGUCCCCACUGUUCUUAAAACAGCUCCUCCCACCACCAGCCCUGUGACCACACCCUGGAAAGGGGUGGAGCCUCGUGUGUACGAUGUGUCAUGCGAUGAGACCGUCUGCCCCCCCAACAGCUUCUGCAGUAAUGACUACAACAGAGGUGGAUCACGAUGUCACUGCAACCUUGGUCUCCAUGGAAACCACUGCUCUGAAGGUGUGUCAAUACGGUUUCCAAGGUUUUAUGGAUUUUCUCACAUGGCAUUUGAACCUCUGAAGAAAUCAUACCAGAGCUUCCAUAUCUCUCUGGAGUUCAAGACGGACUCUGAGGAUGGUCUGUUGUUGUACUGUGGAGAGAAUGAACACGGUCGAGGAGAUUUCAUGUCUCUUGCUCUGGUGCGCAGGAAACUUCAUUACAGGUUUAAUUGUGGCACAGGGGCAGGGCAGAUCAUCAGUGACAGCUCUGUUGUGAUUGGUCAGUGGCACACAGUCACUCUCUUCAGAGACAGAGUUUAUGGCUGGCUCCGACUGGACAAUGAUACCCCUGUGUCUGGUUACUCACUGGGUCACUAUACCAAAAUAACCUUCCACACUCCCCUGUUUGUGGGCGGGGCUCCUAGUGUUUACUGGCUUGUGAAGGCAGUAGGAACCAAUCAGGGCUUUUGGGGGUGUGUCCAGAGCCUGUCAAUAAAUGGGAGACACACUGAUCUGAGACCCUGGCCUCAGGGACAUGCCCUCAGUGGAGCAGACAUUGGUGAGUGCAGUACCAGUGUGUGUGACAAGGUGGUGUGUGAGCACAAUGGCGUGUGUUUCCCAACUCGUGCAGAUAACUACACCUGCCUUUGUCCUCUGGGAUACCGAGGAGUUCACUGUGAGGAGAGCUUCUUGCUGUCUCUGCCCCGCUUCAGUGAGCAUGUGCAGUCGUACGUCAGCGCCCCCUGGCCUCAGCAGCCACACUCCUAUCUUUCCUUCAUGGAGUUCCACAUCACUUUCAAACCCAGCGGUCAGGAUGGAACUCUGCUCUACAGCCAUGACCAGUACAGCCGUGACUUCCUGUCCAUUGUCCUGGUGGGUGGGGCAGUGGAGUUCCACUUCGACUGUGGCUCUGGAGCUGCCGUCCUCAGGAGUGAGCAGCCUGUCAGGUUGAACAUAUGGCAUGAAUUAAGAGUGUCUCGAACGGCUAAAAGUGGAGUCCUGCAGGUGGACAAUCAGCAUCCAGUAGAGGGCAGUGCUGAGGGUGCGUUUACUCAGAUUAAAUGCAGUUCUCCUCUCUACAUUGGUGGAGUUCCUGACUAUGACUCCACAAAAGGCUGCGCUGGAGUGAUCAGACCAUUCAGUGGAGAUAUUCAGAGGAUCACCCUGAAUGACCGUGAGGUUGCUGUGGUGACCGGCCAUGUGGUGGGUGUGAACGUGAUGAACACGCCCCACCCGUGUGUAGAGAACCCGUGUGCUAACGGAGGAACCUGCAGACCCAAACAAGAUGAGUACGAGUGUGACUGUGCACUGGGGUACGAUGGAACACACUGCCAGAAAGAGUGUGGAAACUACUGCUUUAACUCGGUGACUGAAGCAAUUGAAAUUCCUCAGUUCAUGGGCCGCAGUUAUCUGAUAUACAACAGUCAAGAGAUACUUAAAAGGCUGUCUGGUUCCAGAACGAGUGUGUUCUUGCGCUUUAAGAGCUUCUCUAAGGAUGGACUGUUACUAUGGAGAGGAGAGAACCUGGGCCAAGCUCACACUGACCAUCUGUCUAUAGGCCUGCAGAAUGGAGCCCUCAUCUUCAGGUAUGACCUGGGCAGUGGGGCGGGGCUUGUGGUGGUUAAUGGAACCUUCAGUGAUGGAAAAUGGCACAGAGUGAAAGCAGUCAGAGAUGGACAGAGCGGGAAACUGACCGUGGAUGAUUACGGCUCUGAGACUGGACGAUCACCUGGCAGGAUGAGACAGCUCAACCUCAAUGGAGAACUUUACAUAGGUGGGAUGAAGGAGAUUGCUCUUCACACCACUGGUCAGUACCUGGCUGGUUUAGUUGGCUGUCUUUCACACCUCACGCUGUCCAUUGACCAUCACGUGUCUCUGGUUGAGGACGCAGCUGACGGCAAGAACAUUAACACCUGCAGCAACUAACUUCUAACACCUGCUGAAGAUCCUCCUUCUGUUCAGUAAAGAUUUACUGCAGCUCUCACAGCAUGACCAUCUGACUAUGAGUUCAGCACUCAGCCCUCUGAUGUGUACAGUGUCUCUCUCUCUCCCUCUCUCUCUCUCUCUCUCUCUCUCUUUCUCUGUCUGUCUUUCUGUCUGUCUGUCUGUCUGUCUGUCUGUCUCCCUCUCCCUCUCCCUCUCCCUCUCCCUCUCCCUGUCUCUCUCUCUCUCUCUGUCUCUCUCUCUCUCUGUCUCUCUCUGUCUCUCUCUCCCUCAGCGCAGUGUAUAAAUUUGAUGUUGAGGAUUUUGUACAGAUUUUAUUUUCAUGCCUUUGUGUAUAAACAAGUUUACAGUGUGACUUAUUCUCAGUGUUUAGACGUUCUUCUUCUCCGUAUGAGGAGUCUCUCUAUCUCUGGUGUAUUAGAUGUUCUUCUUCUCCGCAUGAGGAGUCUCUCUAUCUCUGGUGUAUUAGAUGUUCUUCUCCUCCGCAUGAAGAGUCUCUCUAUCUCUGGUGUAUUAGAUGUUCUUCUCCUCCACAUGAAGAGUCUCUCUAUCGCUGGUGUAUUAGAUGUUCUUCUCCUCCACAUGAAGAGUCUCUCUAUCUCUGGUGUAUUAGAUGUUCUUCUCCUCCACAUGAAGAGUCUCUCUAUCUCUGGUGUAUUAGAUGUUCUUCUCCUCUGCAUGAGGAGUCUCUCUAUCUCUGGUGUGUUGGGGUGUGUGUUUAAACUCUGUGUUGAAUAAUAGAGUAAGUUUAUUACAUGUGAGAAAAUAUCAACACCUUUUACUGCUUCAUUCAUUUUAUUAAAAUAUCUGUAUAAUGUAAUAGUGUUUGUGUUGUGUCUCUUAAUAUAAACAGAUUUCAAGUCAUGUGGAAGAUAAUGUUCCUUUUCUCACCAGAAACAAAUCUCUAAUGAUUGUCCAUCAGCUGUCCACUUCUCUGCUGCCCAUCAGCUCAGGGAAGGUCAGCACAAUGAAGCAGAGGAAAUAAACAUCUGUACACACAGCAGCUGCUUCUUCCUGAAUAGUUCCAGAGAAGUCCUCUAGAAGUUUUGCAGUUCCAAGGAGCACCAGCAAAAGCCUGUGGGAUCAGUUUCACUGACCAUGCUUGGACAUGGAGCAUCUGCAGUCAUCUCCACAUUUCCUCCUACAUGAGCUGCACUAGGUGUUAUGUCAGAGACCCAGACUGACCACCUAAAGGAUUACAUAUUCAUUCCUGAAAGUCUCCUCAAUGGCGUGUGUGAGGGUGAACUGGACCCUGAGCUUCUACUGAUGUCCAGCUUCAACAUGCAUUCUGCAGCUUUCUGAAACACUGUCAGAUCCACAGGAGAGACAGCAGAAAGGGCACCUGUGGCCCAGGGAGACGUUCUGGAAGAUCUCAGCUUUUAUCAUCACUGUCUCCACCUCAGACAGGAUAGCAGUGGGCAGUUAGCAGUGAAGGGGUAGCUGUUGAAUGUUGACUCAUGAACAAGGUCAGAGUGUGAACUCCUGCCGACAGACAGGAUGGUGAUGCAGAGGGAACUGCUGCUUGUGGGGGUGUGUAAAAUCCUCUGGGGGUGUGAACAAUCCUCCUGGGGGUGUGUUCAAUCCUCUGGGGUGUGUAUAUAUUCUCAGGGGGUGUGUACAAUCUCCUGGGGUGUGUACAAUUCCCAUGAGGUUGUGUCAGUCCAGGAAAAUAGUCCAGACUGGGGUGAUGUGCUGCAUCCUGUGGUGAACUGAUACUCCUCAGAGUUUAGGAUCUGUGUGUAACGGCAUGCACACACACACACACGCACACACUUGCACGCACACACGCACACACAUGCACACGCACACACAUACACACACACACUUGCACGCACAUGCACACACACACACACACUUGCACGCACACACACGCACACACACACACACACACACACACUUGCACGCACACACACGCACACACAUACACACACACACACAUACACACACACGCGCACACACUUGCACGCACACGCACACACACACACGCACACACGCACACACAUACACACACGCACACACACGCACACACAUACACACACGCACACACACACACACACAUACACACGCACACACACGCACACACACACACACACACAUACACACGCACACACAUACACACGCACACACAUGCACACACAUACACACACGCACACACACACACACACAUACACACACACACUUGCACACACACAUGCACAUACACACACACGCACACACAUGCACAUACACACACACGCACACACAUGCACACACACACGCACACACAUAUACACACACAUAUACACACGCACACACACACAUGCACACACACACACACACGCACACACAUGCACACGCACACACAUGCACACGCACACACACAUGCACACACACAUGCACACACACACAUGCACACACACAUGCACACACAC
This is a messenger RNA of Hemibagrus wyckioides, 5818 nucleotides long. Its product is annotated as pikachurin. Lineage: Eukaryota; Metazoa; Chordata; Actinopteri; Siluriformes; Bagridae. The transcript has 20 exons. Gene Ontology annotation, molecular function: calcium ion binding; protein binding. The record is from RefSeq and is a predicted model, not a curated record. Bases 177 to 3389 code for a protein of 1070 amino acids.